AUGGUCAAGUCCGUUCCAGAUUCACUUUUCUUUGCUCUCAAGGUCUCCUGGGCACUCCUGCAGGUCAUUCAAAAGUGGUGGAACUCCGUAGUCCUCCGCAAGCUCCUCUAUGUGAGCUUUGCUUUUGACGAACGAAGGCCUACAAGCCCACUCCUGAACUUCUUAUUCCUUGACAACCUGUCAUUCUUUGCAGUGAUGGGGCUGACCGUUCUUUGUUCGUGGUCAUUGGCAGCUGUCUCUGCAUUGGUCACUUCCUGCUCUUUAGCCAGAUCAAAAAAUGAAUCCCGGGCACUCCGCAUGGAAAUACUAACCAAGGCAGUAACUUUACCAAGUGGAACCAAUACCAAUGAUGUAGCCCAAAUGGCCAAUGAACUUCUUGUGAAAGUAAAGGUCAUUGAAGAGUUCCAGGCUCAUGUGGAGCCUUUCAACACCAAGUGCAAAGUCGUGCUAGUCCUUUCCUUGGUGCUCUCGUUUGCAUUUGCGUGGUAUGCUGGGUUGACAGCUGUCACGCUCUUUGUGGUAACAUGCCUUGUUGGAUUUGGUUUUGCAAAACUGCGAAAGCCACUUCAGUCCAUCACAGAGCAAAACUCUGUCGAGAUGAAUGCAUUCUUGCUGGAUGUCAUCAGGAACAGCACAAAGGUUCAGGGGAUGAAUCAACUCAAAGAAGAGCAGGAGACCCUGGGCAGACUGGAAGAGGAAAACAAUAAGGUUCUCGAAAAAGAGCUCAUAGUUGCAUUCCUAUCUAAGGCUGUGAGAGUCUUCCUCAUUGGGAUCAUCCCUGUGCUUAUUCGAUUGGAGGCCUGGUUUGUGAUUGAAUCAGUGUUACAAUACCCAGCAGAAGCCUUUGAUAUUGCAUCUGCAGUUAUGGCUGCUUCUCUACUAAUGGAUGAUGCCCACAAAGCAAUUACGCAGCUAAUUUUUGCCAAAGAACAAGAGAUUAGCUCAAUCCAUGCAACGAAGGCUAUUCACCGGUACAUUGGGUGCUCAGCAAAAUCUCAUCGUGGUGACACGAAAACCAACAAACAAGAAGAUGCAUUCCUGGCAUCAUUAACAGAAGAACUUUCUCUAUCGAGCACAGACUCUGAUGAAAAUGUAAUGGAGAUGGGCCAAGCUGGACAAAAAAGAGGUCACUCAUUUGCCCGUGGCAAGAUCCAUGUUCUCGUAGGCGAGAGUGGGCGUGGCAAAACGACGCUUCUGAAUGUGAUUGGUGGGCUUCUUCAGCCACAGCAAGGGUCUAUGAUCUUUUGGAAAGGAAUGAAGACAGCCUUUGUGAGCCAACAUCAAACGUUGUUUGCUAGGACAAUUCGGGAAAACGUUACUUACGGGCAUUCUCGGUUGCCAACUGACCAAGAGAUCUGGGCGUCGUUGGAUGCUGCUUGUGUUGGUGACUUUGUGAGGUCUUUGCCCAAUGGCCUUGAUGAAACCCUGGUUCAGGGUGAGCAGGGAGUGAGUGGAGGGCAACUCCAAAGAAUCAAUCUGGCACAUCUCUUCUGCUCUUGUCAAGAUGCAGAUCUCAUCAUUCUUGAUGAAGUCCUUUCUGCCCUGGACCCAGAAUCGCGAAAGACCCUUUUGGGCAAGCUCAAAGUAUUCCUAGAAGGCAAGACUGCUAUUAUUGUUACGCAUCAUCACAACUUGAUGAAUGAUCUUUGUGCUGAAGUUCAUGAUAUGUCAUUGGAUCCUGUGUUGAAUGUGUCCGAAUAUUUUGAGGGCGACGUGGAAUGUUAA
Molecule: messenger RNA, 1725 nt
Organism: Seminavis robusta
Lineage: Eukaryota; Bacillariophyta; Bacillariophyceae; Naviculales; Naviculaceae
Source: the annotation of a GenBank genome assembly